Molecule: messenger RNA, 1377 nt
Organism: Zerene cesonia (dogface butterfly)
Lineage: Eukaryota; Metazoa; Arthropoda; Insecta; Lepidoptera; Pieridae
Product: proton-coupled amino acid transporter-like protein pathetic
Exons: 9
Coding region: 1-1377 (458 amino acids)
Biological process (GO): amino acid transmembrane transport
Cellular component (GO): vacuolar membrane
Molecular function (GO): amino acid transmembrane transporter activity
Source: RefSeq, a predicted model, not a curated record
AUGGGUAUACGGAUGACAAACACACAAGCGGAGUCGAAUUAUGUAGACCCGUCGAAGCCACCCCCCCAGCCCCCACCAGAUGGCGGGAAGUACACCUUACAGUCACAGAAACAACCUUACGAUUUUGUGGCGAAUAGAACCACACGGAAACGCAACAAUUUAUUAGAAGCGACAGGCCACUUAAUUAAGGGCUGUUUAGGUGGCGGUAUAAUGGGCAUACACGAAGCAUUCAUGAAGGGUGGUCUAUGGACGUCUUUAGUUAUGACCAUCGUCUUUGGGUUCUAUAUCUCGUAUUGUUUACAUUUACUAGUGAAUUCAGCACAAGUAUUGUACACACGGGUGCACGUACCCGAAAUGUCGUAUCCGGACGUGGCAGAGGCUGCUCUACAAGUGGGACCGUUUCCUAGGUUAAGGAAAUAUAGCAAGUGGUUCAGAUAUGCAGUGGAUCUAGCUAUUUGCAUAGACCUUUUCGGCGCUUGCUGCGUGUACCAAAUAAUAAUUGCGAAAACUCUUAGAGAGAUUAUAGAACAGAACCAAGAUCUAGACUUGAAUAAUCUAAGACUGUAUAUAUUAGCUCUGUUGAUACCAAUCCUAUUAUUGUGUAUGAUAACCACGUUGAAAUAUUUAGCGCCUUUUUCAUUAAUCGCUGACGUUUUUAUUGUUGUUUGUGUCGCUGCAACCGUAGUGUAUAGUCUUAGGUCAGCUCCACCCAUAUCAUCAGUGCCCGCUUGGAAAGACGCGGUGGGUUUCUUUGAGUUUUGCGGAAUCGUUGUUUUUAGCAUGGAGGGUAUUGGAGUCAUAUUACCCAUUGAGAACAAUAUGGAGAGUCCCAAGAAAUUCCCCAUUGUUAUUGGAUUAGGUAUGACUAUUGUUCUGAUAUUCCUUGUGAUGGUCGGAUUUUUCGGCUAUUGGGGAUUUGGUGAGAAAUCUGUGUCACCUGUUACAUUAAAUUUUCCUGGAGAUACAUUUCCAACAAUCUUGAAAGCUCUCAUGGGUCUUAUGAUAUUCAUCACAUUUGCUCUCAACUUUUGGGCUCCGUUUAACCUGGUCUGGCACUACGUCUCCAAGAGGCACGACCCAAAGAAGCACUGGAUAUAUGAGAGGAUCUACAGAGGAUCUUCUGUUAUAAUUAUAACUGCUAUUGCCAUUGCAUUUCCUAAUAUUGGGAACUUGAUGGGAUUACUGGGAGCUUUCUCCUUAUCACUAAUGGGUUUCAUUUUCCCAGCCACAAUCGAUCUCCUGGUUGUGUGGGAAAACCCUGGCCUGGGAAGAUGGAGAUGGCGACUUUGGAAGAAUAUCUUAAUUAUAUUUGUAGGCAUCCUUCUGUUAAUUGCUGGUACUUACUCUAAUGUGAAGGGAUUGAUAAAAAAUUUGUAG